Messenger RNA from Amborella trichopoda, 1503 nucleotides. RefSeq lists its product as uncharacterized. Lineage: Eukaryota; Viridiplantae; Streptophyta; Magnoliopsida; Amborellales; Amborellaceae. The record is from RefSeq and is a predicted model, not a curated record.
AGGGCCGGCACUAGCCCUAGACGAACCUUUGGAUCACAAUUUACGGCCCGUGGCCGUACUUCUAAGCAACGGGCCACCCGGCCCAUUGCCUCACAAAUGGCAUUUUCGCAUAUGCAGGUGAAAACGUUGCGUUGUUACAGAGCACAAGAUUAGAAGCUGAGUUGGCACGGGUGGAAGGCAUCAUCGCCAUCCCCACGCACAAAAAGCAGUGGUCCCAUCCAACGGUCACUCUACGUCCACAUCGAUCCAAAACAUCUCAGGUUCCUGUCACAAUCAGCGGCUAGGAUGCCCCGCCCAUACAUCUCUCCACCUAUAAAGGUGUACACGUGUCAUCAAUAGCAUUGUUAAUAUCCCUCCCCACUUCCAGCCUUCACCGAAUGUUUAACACCUUCACCACUCUCUCUCUACUAAAUAUAUAUCUCUCUCUCUCUCUAAAAAAUCUCUCUUUCUCUCUCUAAAAAAAAAAUCUCUCUCUCUAGGUCUCCUCCUCCUAUCCAAUGGUUUUUCUAUACGAAAGCAGCCCUCCUGCAGUCCUAUAUAUACAGCCCCUCGUCCGUGAUAUCCGGACCUUAAAGAAAUUCAAAUAUUUCGUAUAACUGCACAAUUGUGUGUCGGACCGACUUUUAUGUAGUUUUUACCUUUUGCUUUUCAGGCAGUUUCUCGGCCAUGGAGAAGGGUCGCAAUUCAAAUUGCAGAGAGGAUUGCGAUGAGACACUGUCGUUUUCUUGCAUGAUGAUCGGUUAUCGGGAGAAAUCCGGAAACUGCUCCCCGACUAACACUCUUGACUUCGAAUUCAGCCCCUCGAAUUCUAUCGGCCACAAUCAAAAUUUCCCGGCAGAUUUCCUUUUCAGCAAUGGUCAGCUUUUGCCACAUGUCUUUCCGGUGGGUGCCGACCCUCCGGGAUCAAACUACUUGCCCACGACCAGUCGCAGCAGCAGCAGUAAGACCUCAUCUUCAGGGAGCUCUGCGGUGUCUCUCAGCAACAGCAGCAGCAACAGCAGUAGCAGCGGCAUAAAUAGCAAUAGCAAUGUCAUCAGCAAUUCUCGACGACAUAGCAGCAUGAAGAUUGCACAAGACUCCGAGAGAUCACUAGCAAAAACUAGAGGAAGAAAUGGAGGAGCAUCUGGCCAUGCACGAUUUCAUAGCUACCCUCCGGCGCCAUGGCAGUUUAUGGCACCGGUGCCGGGAAGAACCUCGUCUGCGAAGUCUGAGGAUGCUUAUGGUAAGUCCGAGAUUCAGAAGAUUUUGGUGGGUGUGAGAACUGGCGGGAAGGAUAGUGGGAGGAGUCAGGAGUCAGGAGGGUCGUGGCUUGGCCGGAAAAUUUUCCGACCGUUUGUUACUGCGUGUAAAGAAUGCCAUGCCCUCCAGCCGGUUGUAGUGCCAGAGGGUGGGUUUGUUGAGAAAUAGCAUUUUGUCUUUUUGUUUGUGCAAAUUCAUAGGGUUUGAAGUACGGGGAACCCUGUUCCAAAUUUUUAUUAUUUUAUUAUUUUUUAUUUGGAGAUG